AUGGCUUCUUCUUCGUUCUCGUUUUUUCAGAUCUUGUCAGCAACCACCACCCUUCUUUUGUUGCUGGAAGCCCACCAGGCAAGCAGCUGCUUCUCCGCCAUAUUUAGCUUCGGCGACUCGCUGCAGGACACUGGCAACUUCGCGCACACCUUCUUCAACACUGCCCUCUCAAAUCCGCCGUAUGGAACCACCUACUUCCACAAGGGCACCGGUCGCUACUGCGACGGCAGAAUCAUCCUAGAUUUCAUCGCGGAAAGUCUUGGGUUACCGUUCGUGCCGCCCUUCCUUGCCGGAGGAGACUUCUCCAAGGGAGCGAACUUUGCCUUCGGAGGGGCGGUCGCAGUGAAAAGUGACCCGAAUUGGAACCAUACUUUGCCCGAUCAAAUUGAAUGGUUCCAAAAAUUUGUCCAAACAGAUCCAUUAUUCAGAGACCCCAACUUUUUGGCCAAUUCGUUGAUCGUGAUGGGGGAGAUUGGUGGCAACGACUACAACUCGGGACUCAGCAAGGGACUGCCUUAUGAUCAACUCAUUCAAAUUGUGCCCCCCGUUGUUCAAGCCAUAGGCUCUGCCAUCACGUAUCGUAGUGACAAGCCAAGCGACUAUGACAAGAAUGGCUGCCUCAUAUGGAUGAACAAUUUCUCUGAGUACCAUAGCAGCAACUUGCAAACCGAGCUAGACAGACUUAAAGGACAAUUUCCUACUGUUACCAUCGCCUAUGCAGAUUACCUCAACUCUGGCAUCAGGAUGUUCUCCAACCAAGCCCAAUUCGGUAUCACUGUGCCAUUUACUGCUUGCUGUGGAGGAAAUGGGUAUCCGUGCAACGCGACUGGACCGGUGUGUCCUAAUCCACUAAACUAUGCCUCUUGGGAGGGAUUUCACCCAACGGAGGCGACACACCAUGCCAUUUCGGAUGGCAUCAUCAGAGGACCAUACGCCAUCCCUUUCUUGUCGCAAAAAUGCUAA
This is a messenger RNA of Zingiber officinale, 963 nucleotides long. Its product is annotated as GDSL esterase/lipase At1g28600-like. Gene Ontology annotation, molecular function: hydrolase activity, acting on ester bonds. The transcript has 5 exons. The record is from RefSeq and is a predicted model, not a curated record. Bases 1 to 963 code for a protein of 320 amino acids. NCBI's taxonomy places the organism in Eukaryota, Viridiplantae, Streptophyta, Magnoliopsida, Zingiberales, Zingiberaceae.